AUGCAAGAGAAUAUUUCUCGUUUCUAGAUAUACAAGCAAUGCAUGGUUGAGCUUUUACCAAAAGUUGGAAAGCUUAUUCCAAAGAAUAAAAAAAACCUAAAAAUUGAGGCUGAUAAAAUAUAAGAAAGCAUUAAAACUCUGAAUGAUUAAACAUUUGAAAAUGCCAAUUCUACUAUAAACUUUUUAAAAGAUUUACUUGACUUGAAAGUGCCAAAAAUUACAGAAAUAGUGCUUUUUUACCUUGAAAACUUAAUAGCAAAUUAGCUUAUAGAUGGAUAUGCAAGUUAUAGCACAAGCAAAACUUAUGAAGAUGAAAUUUUAUAGAUGGUAAUUGAAUGUAUUGGUAUUAAAGAAGAUAACAUCCACUUAUCAGUAGUUAAAAUUCUUCACACAAUAGUAAUCUCUCCUGUCUUCACUAUUUAUGGGGACAAUUUAAUGUAUUUGACACAGGCUUUAAUAAAUAUUUAUAGUCAGAAUAAUAAUAGCAAAAGUGCAAGUUUACAAAAUAUCACUUUGGCUGCUCUUAAAAGUAUAGUUAAAAUAGUUUUUGAUAGGAUGGAGAAACUUACAGAAAUAACGAAUGAAUAAUAAGAAAUAUUUUUUUUUAAGAGAUGCAUUACAUCGAAUAGAGCAGGAGAAUUACUUUUUCAAGAUAAUUGCACUAGUGGCAAUAAUUUGAAUUAAGAAAAUAAGCAAAAUUUUGAGUCACCUAAAAAUUCAUUCUAAAACCUUAAUAGCAUUCACUAAGCAAGACUUUCUCAGCAUAGUAACAGAUAGCAACAAUCAGAAAAUAUGGAAGAAGAACAAUUUGACCCAGCAAAAAUAUUAAAUUUAAACUAACAAUCCUAAGAUGAUAACUCCUAAAACGUUUUAGAUUAACUUUUGAACAAUUAAAUAUAGUUUUACUGCCAAUAAACUGUGACUAACCUUGUUGAUAAUACAGUCAUUUACUAUGAAAAAUAAAAAUAAGUUGGAGAAGAUAAUCAGACAAAUAUGAUACCUCUCUUGUGCGUACCUCCUAUAAAUUAAGAAACAACUGAAAAAUAUACUUAAACUAUUUAAGUGAGCAUAGAAAAUGAAAAGAACUAGGUUUCAGGCAAAUACGGAUGGUGCUUUAUUUGUAGGAAAACAGCCAAUUUUUAUUGCAGAGAAACCAGAGUUGCUAUUUGUUGUCCUGAGUGCAAAUAAAAGCACAUAAAAUAGAUUGAAGACAUAUUUUAAAUGUAAAGCAACAAAUUUUAGAUUAAAAAGAACUAAUAUUUAGAUGAUGGUAUUGAGCUAUUUAAGAUAUUAUGCAAUUUAUCAAAAAGAGAUGGAGCAAACUUAAAUAGCUAAAUGAAUCCAUAGAGCUUAAGAUCAAAGAUCAUUUCUUUAGAAAUGCUAAAGGUUAUUAUAGAAAAUACAGGAAUUGUUUUUUUAAGCAACUUUUAGCAGCUGGUAAAGGAGUAAUUAAUUCAUUCUGUGCUCCUCAAUUCUAUGUCUCAAGAUUAAAAAGUUGUUUAGCUUUCCCUUUCUAUCCUAGUUUACUUAUUUAUUGAUUUCAGAGAUAACUUAAAGAAAGAAUUAGAAAUGUUUACUAAAGAAAUACUUUUGAAGAUGCUUGAAAGCAGUAAUACUAUCUAUCAUCAUAGAUUUUAUGUUUUAUAAGUAUUCAGUAUUAUUUUUAAGCUACCUAGAGUUAUUUUAGAAAUGUUUGCUAAUUAUGACUGUUAACUCAAUUCAAAGAAUAUUGCACAAAAUAUUGUUGAACAACUUGCUAAAAUAUCUCAAGGUAAAUACUCCAAGGCAGAAUACUCAACUCUCUUUUAACCUGGCUAAGAGUAAAAUCUUAGGGAGACAGCACUUUAGUCCUUAGUAGAGAUUGUUAAAAAUCUUAUUCCUUUUACACUUCUCUCUGAAGAGUACUCCUCAAUCGGAUCACCUUAAAUUGGUAGGUAGGCUAUAGAUAAUCAUCAUCCUCUUUAUGGAUCAGAUAAGUAAAUAGACAAAGCUAGCAAAUCAGUAAGUAAUAUUGACGAAGAAGAACAAAAAAACACAACUUAAAUAACUCAAGUUGAGUCUUUACCAAGAGAAAUUCCUUUUAGCCCCUAAAAGAAUGGAUCCUCUCAAAAUUUAGGAAAUACUUCUUAGUUUAACAGUGUCGGUGGUGCUACUGGUGUUUCAGAUAGUUCGCUAAAUCAAGAUGUUUUCAAUGAAGACACUGUCCAAGAAUAGAGGAAGAGAAAAAUUUAGAUCUAAAAGUGUAUUGAAAAGUUUAACUAUAAAACUAAAUAAGGACUAAAUUUUGCUUUUAAUGAAAAUAUUAUUGAAAAACCAGUUGAUAUCAAUAAAAAGCCCUCUGAGAAUGAAGCUGACGAAAAAGAUUUAGCAAUUUGGCAGAGAUCUGUGUAUUAAUUGUCUGAAUUAUUAUACUAAUAAAGAGCAUCAAUUGACAGAGCAUAGUUUGGAUUAUUUUUCGGUGAUGAAUGUAAAUACAACUAAGAUGUAUUUUAGCAGUUCCUAUCAUACUAUGAUAUGUCUAAUCAAAAUAUAGUCUCUUCUUUAAGAACACUUUUUAAAGUUAUGUAUCCUCCUAAUACUUAAGAAGCUCUUGAUAGAAUAUUGUAAUAAUUUGGAGAGAAGUAUAUCAAAGAAAAUCCAAAUGUCUACAGAAAUGCAGGAGUUACUUACACUUUAUCUUAUGCUAUAAUGAUGCUUUAAACGAAUCUCUAUAAUCCAUAAAUUAAGGAAAAAGAAAAACUAAAUUUAUAGAAAUUUAUUAAUCUAGUUUCAAAGAUUGAUGAUGGAGAUGAUCUACCUAUUGAAUAAAUUGAGUUUAUAUUCAACAGUGUUAAAGAUCAACCUCUUGGCUUCCAUGACUAAGAAGAAUAUCACAUUAAAUAAAAAGAAGCAAUUAACUCAGAUGCUGUUUUAAAAACAAAAAAAUUUAAAGAAGAAUAAGAGAAAAUGUUAGCAUAAGGAAAAUAAAUCAUUCUAAAUGAUAACAAUGAUGAAGAUUCUUAAAAAUUCAUUAAAGUUCUCAAUUCUAAUUUUACUAAAGAGUUGCUUGACGUGAUAUGGAGUCCUUUAUUUGCUACCUUUUCACAAGGUCUUGAGCAAACAGAAGACAAAAACUUCAUCAUGAAAUGUCUUGAGGGUAUUAAAUUUUGUAUUAUGCUUCUUGGGCGUUUCUAGCUAAACUUUUAAUAAGAAACUUUUGUUUAGUGCCUUACUAAGAAUACAGGACUCUUAUAGGAUAAACCUUUUUCAAUAAAGAAUAUCCUUUCUAUUUGUUGUAUGACUGAGAUAGCAUCUACCAGUGGAAAUUGGCUUAGAGGAUCUUGGAAGAGCGUGCUAGAGUGCUUAUCAAAGAUAGACUAUUACUUUUAAGGUGAUUUCACUAUCAAAGAGUAAGCUUACUAGCAAUAGUUGCAACAAUUGGAAAUAGAAAAGUCAAAUUAAAAAUUAAUUUUUAUCUCUCUUGAAAAUGAAGCAAUCGAUAAAAUAUUUAGUUCAACUUCUAAAUUUGACAGUGAUUCAAUUUAAGAUUUUAUAGACUGCCUGUGUUAGACUUGCAAAUAAGAAAUAAAUCAGCCUAAACCUAAAACUUUUAGUCUGUUGAGAAUUUCAGAGGUAGCAGAGUUUAAUAUGGAUAGAGUAAGGUAUGAAUGGAACAAAAUUUGGCAAACUUUAAGUAUUCUAUUUUAGGAGGUAGGAACGAAUCAUAAUUCUUAUUGUGCUUAAUUAGUCAUAGAUUAAUUGAAAUAGCUAAGUAUGAAAUUUUUAAAGAAAACUGAGCUGUCUCAUUAUAGCUUUUAGAAAAUGUUCCUCCAACCUUUCUUGUACAUUUUCGAAAAUACUAAUCCCGCCAAGUAUGAAAUAUAUGAGUUAGUCUUAAGAUGCAUAAUAAUGAUAACAAGCAUUAACUUUGAUAACCUGAGAUCUGGAUGGAGUGUAAUUAUUUCAAUAGUGAGACUCACUAUUAACAAAAAGAUAGAUUCAUUGAUAUUACUUGCUUCUUAGAUCAUAGAUUAAAUCUUCUUGAAAGACAGAACUCUUGAAAAUUUAUAAGAAGAAAUUCCUUAAAUAGUUGAUAUUUUAUGCAAACUUAUAAACUAUAAAAAUUAACAAAUAUGCUAGAGUAGCAUUAGCUACUUAAACAAACUCAUCGAUUACCUAGUUUUGCAUUCUAAAAGUGUCUAAAAUACAUUUUCUCAAUCUUAAAAUCUAAGUGACUAGAAGAGUGAUCUUAGAAUAUAAUUUGAAGCCAAACAGUAAAGGGCUUAAGAAUAUGAAAAAAUGCUAUAACAACUUUUGAUGCCAUCUUUAUUAUGUUUAAGUAGAACUUUCGAAGAAAAUAGACUUACAGUCUAAAGACAAAGAAUAGAAGUGCUUUUUAAGUUAGUAGAGUCUUACAGCUAUUUAUUUACAGAAGAAUUUUGGCAGGAACUUUUCACAUAGUUAUUUAUCCCAUACUUUGAGCAUUUAAGUAGCUUUUAUGAAGAUUAAAUAAAUAAAUAGCAACAAUAAUUAUAAUAGCAAUAACAAUAGCAGUAAUAACAAUAAUAAUAACAAUAAUAAUACUAAAAUUAAAAUUAAUAUUAAUUCAUUGUGCAUCAUAUGAAAGAUACUGUUUAAAUUUCUUACGACUCCUUGAUAGAAAUUUUCUACUAAAAUUUCAAUAAACUUUCGUCUUGCCUAAAGUAUGUUCUUAAUAUAUUGUAAAAGAGUAUUACUCGUUAUUAGAAGGUUACUUCUCAAAUUGCUGCUGAAUAAAUGUAAAGCUUGCUGUUGAAUGUUGGUGAAUAUUUAACAAAUGAGCAGCUUGAUCAAGUUCUUGACUUUUUAGGAGUUGUUUUUGAGUCUUCUUUUCCAUAAGAGCUUCAGCAAUUAUAUUAGUCAAAUGACCACCUAAAAAUGACAUACGAUCAUGUUUUUACUAAUAAAUUAGUAAAUAACAUAAAUUAAGUUGAUAUAAAAUUAACUUUAGAGCCUACAACGAUUAUGAAUAAAAUUGUUAUAUGGCUAAUUUGUAUAAAUUGUGUCAAGGAAUACUUUAGUAAGUUCUCUUUCAAAUUCACAUAUUAAUAACUUGAAAAAACUUAAGCUUAUCUUUACAGUUCUUAUUAACUUGCAACUGAUUUUAAUAGCAAGAUAGUGUUUAGAUAUACUCUCCUAAAAAAUAAAAUUUAAAAUAAUCAAGAAUUAAUUAACUUCCUUCAGCAUUAAAGCGAUUCUAGAUCGGUUCUUCUUUUAAUAUGGUAUGAAAAUUACUUAAGGGAAAUAUAAGAAAAUAGGUAAACAGGAUCAUAAAAUAAGAAAUGCCUUAAACUAUUUUUAGACAAUGCAGUAAUUAUUAUGAGUAAAUUCGUUGAAUAUUCUAAAAGUGUUAGUGAUGGGCAAGAUCAGAGAAAAAAGAUUCUAAUUGAGUAAUAAAAUAAAUAAAGGUAUGAUGAUACCUCAAUAGUAGAAUUUGAAAAAAUUAUAAAAGAUACAAAUACUAAAGAAAAAAAUGAAUACAUUUUACUUUUAAGAAAUAAUAUUUCUUAAAUUAUAUUACCUUGCAUAAAAAUAAUUCAACCUAUUGAAUAUUAUGAAUCUAUAAAUUCAAUUUUGGAUUUACUUAUUGACUUGAACAGCUAUAGUUUCUAAAGAAAUCUCCUAACUAUCACAUGUAAAAGCUGUUAGUAAUGCCAAAACUGUAAAUCAAAAAACUCUGAUAGCUUUGAUAUAGAUCUUAAGAUAAUCAUUAAGAAUAUACUAAAUUAUAUUACCUAAUUUAUGCCAAAAUAACCACCUUAAUAAUUUGCUGCUGAAACAAAACCUGAAUAAUAGAAACAAUAAAAUAAUGAAUAAUUAGAAUAGAAAUAACAAGAAGUAGCUCAUAAAGAUAUUGACAGUUAGUUAUUAUAAUAACAAGAAAACUAGCAGUUAAAAGAAGAAGUUGAUGAGUAAAAGUAAUAAAAGGAAAUAGAAAUUGUAGAAUAAAUUAAAGAAUGCUAAAAUACAGAAUAAAGCAAAACUAUUGUAUCAGAAACAGAACAAAAUAAAAAUAAUAUAGAUUAAAGCUAAAUUAAAUUAUAAGAAAAAGAAGAAUAAACUGAAAGCUCUAAUUCAUAAGUUUAAUAAAUAUAAACUGACCAACAUGAAAUUACUGAGGAAGAUCAUUCUUCUGAAAUUUUAGAUUAAUAAGAUCAGUAAUAGUCUCCAUAAAAUUAAAAUGAGUAGGUUUUUAUUAAUUAAGUAAAUGAAGAACAGACUUAAAAUGCUAGCUCAUAAGAAUAGUAGAUUCAAAAUUAAAAUUUGAUAUAAAGUGAAAAGCAUGAAACUAUUGAAGAAGAUCAUUUUUCAGAAAUUAUUGAUUCAUAAGAUUAGUAAUAAUCAACACCAAAUUAAAUAUAGCAAAUUAACAUUAAAGAAGAAGAAUAAAAUUGUCAAAUUGAAAAAUAAUAAAGUGAAUAAUCAUCUGAAGAAUAAAUAUAAUUUGAAGAUGACGAAUAAGAACAAGAUUAAGCUGUCAAAUCAGAAUUAAAAUAGUAAACUGAAAAUAUCAUUGAGAGUUAAAAUGAUAAUUAAAUUCAAGAAGAAAAGCAAGAUAACUUAGAAAUGAAUAAAAGUGAUUCGAAUGAUGAUUAAGUAAUUAUAGUUGAAAAUGAAACUGUAAAUUGA
Messenger RNA from Tetrahymena thermophila SB210, 6648 nucleotides. Its product is annotated as Sec7 domain protein. The record is from RefSeq and is a predicted model, not a curated record. The transcript has 18 exons. Gene Ontology annotation, molecular function: guanyl-nucleotide exchange factor activity. Gene Ontology annotation, biological process: regulation of ARF protein signal transduction. Lineage: Eukaryota; Ciliophora; Oligohymenophorea; Hymenostomatida; Tetrahymenidae.